AAGACUAUUGCAUUAAAUCGCUUUUCAUUCCCUCACCAUGACAGCACCGCGAAUGGAGGAUUUAUGCCUUUUUUUGCUCCCUCGUCGGCUGCCACACGACAUUAAUUGCCCCAUGAUGCGUUUGCCGCUGUAGAUGUGCAUGCGCACCAUCGGUUUGCGCCAACCAACCAACAUCAAGUUCUACUAGUUGCAACGCUGCUGGAAGCCUGUGCGAUCCUGUCUGAUUUUUGCAUCCUUGCACGGACACAUGCACUGAUUUAGACGCCAGAUGUGCGGCGUGAGGGGGGAAUCACACACCAAGACGCAGACUGGUGGACGCCGCAGCACCAGUGGCAUCAGACGCGGGGAAAAGGAGGGAGGGACGGUGAGAUUCGUGCAGCUCCCUCCUUGCGCAUGAAUGAAAGUCACGGUGCAGUUCUCCUCUAAUGUGGGAUUACGCUGCUUUCUUUUCUUUCACCUUGUUUGCUAAAUCCACAUCUAUUGUUUUCCGCGUGUCACAACUUUGACUGUGGUUGACACUGAGAUGACACUGCUGAAUUUAUUUGCUGGAAGAAGACAGGAGCCAGUUUCGGCGCGCCAGCUGACUCGUCAAUGAGACUGUGUUAUGGAGCUAAACACCGAGGAGACUUGACUCUUGAGGGUUCUCCUGCAGCUGACACCGGUGUUGGUGUUUCGACAUCCAUGUUUGCGCCGACACUGGAACCAGAAGAAAGGCCACAGUCGUAAUUUAUUUGAUUUUUUGCGGGAUGCGUUGGCGUUUACCGGCAUCUGCACGAUGACACCUCAUACUGACACCGCACUUGAGUGAGCUGGGGUACCUUCUCCCAGGAAACAUGCAUAUCUGGGCCCUGAAAAUAAUCCUUGUGAUUGCAUCAUCUCUGAGGCUGGUCGAGAUGUAUGGCAAUUACGGGGAAAUCUGCCGCAACCUCUGCACAUGUGAGGAAAAGGAGGGCAUCCUCACCGUCAGCUGCGAGAACCGCGGGAUCAUCAGGCUGACAGAGAUCAGUCCGGUUCAGUUCUCCACAUACCACCUUCUACUGACGGGGAACCUCCUGAAGAAGUUGUCGGUCAAUGAUUUCAUCAAUUACACUGGAGUGACCAUUCUGCACUUGGGGAACAAUGACAUCUCCGAGAUAGAGUCAGGUGCCUUCAACGGACUCCAGGGAUUAAAGAGGCUGCACCUGAAUAACAACAAAAUUGACAUUCUGAGGGAUGAUACAUUUGCAGGGCUGGAGAGUUUGGAAUAUCUACAAAUUGAUUAUAACUACAUCAGCAACAUAGAGCCCAACACCUUGAGCAAACUGCACCAACUGACAGUGAUGAUUCUAAACGACAACCUGCUUUCUUUCCUGCCUCCCAACAUCUUCCGAAAUGUCCCUCUUACACACUUGGACUUGCGGGGAAAUCGAUUAAAAAUGUUCCCAUACAUCGGCCUCCUGGAGCACAUGGACAAAGUUGUGGAAUUACAGCUUGAAGAGAAUCCAUGGAAUUGCUCGUGCGAGCUGAUUGCUCUAAAAGCUUGGCUGGAGAGUAUUGCCUACACAGCUCUUGUGGGCGAAGUCGUGUGUGAGACGCCUUUUAGGCUACAUGGGAGGGACCUGGAUGAAGUGUCUAAGCAGGAGCUAUGCCCGCGGAGACCACAAGAUGACACAGUAAGGCCUGCGCCCCCUAGCAGCACCAACGGAUAUUACCAGACGGCACCUGCUACCGUCACAGCUUCCACCACCUCUUCGGCUGUCUUUCGGUCAUCUUCCAGACCCACCAAGGGCACACGACAAUUUAACCGAACUAGGUUAAAGCCCACUUCUCGACUUCCCGGUGGUAGCCCUUACAACUAUGGCCCUAUCAUUGCUUUUCAGACCAAAUCUCCUGUGCCUUUGGACUGCCCCACUGCCUGCACGUGCAAUCUGCAGAUAUCUGAAAUUGGACUGAAUGUCAACUGCCAAGAAAGAAAGAUUGAAAGUAUCUCUGACCUAAAACCCAAGCCAUACAAUCCGAAAAAAAUGUAUCUCACUGGAAAUUACAUUCCUGUGGUACGAAGAUCAGAUUUUGUCGACGCCAUUGGAUUGGAUUUGCUUCACCUGGGAAACAACAGGAUAACUGUGAUCCAUGACAGGGCUUUUGGGGAUUUAACAAAUCUGCGUAGGCUGUAUUUAAAUGGUAAUCUAAUGGACAGGCUCACAGGGGAAAUGUUUUUUGGGUUGCAGAACUUGCAGUACCUGUAUUUAGAGUACAAUAAAAUCAAGGAGGUGGAUGCGGGCACUUUCCGCUUCCUUACCAAUCUCCAGCUAUUAUUUCUCAAUAAUAACCUCCUAAAAACAUUACCUGUGGGCAUCUUUUCCAGCCUGUCCCUGUCUCGGCUUAAUCUGCGUAACAACCAUUUCCAAAACCUCCCUGUGAGUGGUGUUUUGGAUCAGCUGAAGUUACUGGUGCAGAUUGAUCUGUUUGAAAACCCCUGGGACUGCUCCUGUGACAUAGUGGGGAUGAAAAUAUGGCUUGAGCAGCUCAGUGCAGGCACGGUAGUCAAUGAGGUCAUGUGUGAGACACCCAAAAGGCACAUGAAAACAGACCUUCGCUCCAUCCCAUCGGAGCAGCUUUGCCCUGACUACUCUGAUGCCUAUGUCUCACCGACAUUCCCUACCGAGCAGCCCUUAGAUGACCGGGUCAUCCCCACAGAUGCUUCUCAUAGGUUCAACACCUCCAGCAGCACCGUGCCCCUGUCGGUCCUCAUCCUCAGCCUCCUGCUCGUCUUCAUCAUGUCGGUCUUUGUUGCAGCAGGGUUAUUUGUCGUGGUGAUGAAGAAGCGCAAAAAAUCACAGAGUGACCGUACUAGCACCAACAACUCUGACGUGAGUUCCUUCAACUUGCAGUACAGCCUUUACAGCAACCGCUCAGGCCCAAAAGUGAAGGCACCAGCUGGUCACGUCUAUGAGUAUAUUCCACAUCCAAUGGGACACAUGUGUAAAAAUCCCAUAUACAGGUCAAGAGAAGGAAAUGCAGUUGAGGAUUACCGUGACCUCCACGAGCUCAAGGUCACCUAUCGGAGUACCCCUGAUGAGGAGAGGGAUAGCAGUAUGUUGAGGAGCCCUGCUUACAGUAUUAGCACCAUUGAACCCAGAGACAACCCUUCCCCGGUCCAGGAUGCGGACCAUUUCUUUCGGGGGAUCCUUGAGCCGGAUAAGCAGUCCCCUCAUCAAUCCAUCCCUUCUCUCCCAGUGGGGGCCAAUUUAGAGUACAAGUACACAGGCCCGGUGUCAUACACCUAUAACCCCAAUUUUGAUGUCAGACGUCAAUUCCUGCACCCAGACAGGAUAAGAGAAACUGUGCUUUAUGGCACGUCGCCCAGUACUGUUUACGUGGAGCCCAACAGAAAUGAAUAUUUGGAGCUAAAGGCAAAACUGCAGUCUGAGCCUGAUUACCUCGAAGUUCUUGAGAAACAAACCACCUUUAGCCAGUUCUGAGCCGCAAAGUUGUUCAUGCAAUGAAGCAUUUUGCCCAAUUUUAAACCUCCUGGAAACUUUGUUUCUUGCGUGCCUUGGCACAACCAUGACAAACAGGAGGAAAGUGGGGGGAGUCCUAGCGGGGUGUGCCGAACAAUGUUAUUCUUAUUUCUGUAACAUGACAUUACAGGAAUGGCGGAUGAACACAACUGAUGAUGCAAAUUUUAUUUUUCCAUGGCAAUGUUCAAGUAACACAAAUACAAAAUCUGAGGUGAAACGGUAUAUCCAGCUUCAAUUUCAGGAACCCGUUCAUAGGGCAUAGUGUCAGAGUCAAAGAAGAAAAAAAAACAUGUUGAUGAUACAAUCACACCUGGACACAAUAAUAAAAAUGAAAAAAAAAAAAAAACAAAGACAACUGUACAGCAGAUGAUAAAACUGUCUAAGACUAUUUCCUGCUGUAGUCUGUAAGUAAGUAUUUAUUGAUAUAACCUGCGUCUUUUCAACAUCCAAUUUUUGAUUCUACAUCAGUAUUACCUAUGUCAUCAUACGCCACCAUCCUUUGAAAAAAAGGCUUUUGUUUUGUAGUUUCAUUUUGUGUAGCUCGGCAUUGUAAAGUGGCUUUUUUUAUUUGCGGGGAGAAAGAGGCACACCCCCAAUGUUCUACAAAGACUGUGUCAUUUCAUGAGGAAGAAAAAAAUUAGAAGUGUCUUUGUAUGCUUUCUGCACUUUUCUUGAAAUUAGAAGGCAACUUCAUGAGCUCUCAUAUAAAAGGAGAUUAUUAUAUUAAAAAGGAAUUUGGGUAUUCAUUCUUAAUAUAGCGUUAUCAAAACAAAAAAAAAAUUACUUAAAUGAUAUUUGAACUUUUUUAUUAUGUUGUGUAAUAAUGCUAUUUUAGUCUAUGUACACCUAUUUUUAUACAAGCAUUGGCAGAUUCUCUAUCCCUUAUCAACUUUAUGUUUUGGAUUGCUUAGCACUUCUUGCACUAUAUUGACCUAUGUUGUUGUCAUCAAAUAAACAUGAUGUCGGUUCUCAUGAUAUGAGCAAUGCAAGGCUGUUGGUAAUGAUAUGAGACAGGCUUUUUGGGGAUGGGUGCAGUCAUUCGUCACAUUAUAUGCUAGCCCCGGCAGCCUAUACUGUAUUUUCCGGAUGUUUUUCAUAAUUUGGCUGGAUGAAACUAUACGCACAGGGGUUUAGGGAUGUCCAAUAAUUAUUGGUAUUGGCCCGAUAUAAGCAUAAAACUGUUGUUUGUCUUCUUGUUAGUGUAAAAAUAUCCCCUCCCUCUAGCUAUGUCUUCUUCACUUGGAAAUGUAAUAUUGUUAGGAUCGGUGCCCUGACACUCCUAAAACACGCUUGCUUUGACGAUAGCUCAGGUAAUUCCAGUAAAUGUGUAUAUAGUCCAUUGCGACUGAUAUACAGUAUGUUUUUUUUUCCGCUUUAUGAUGCAUUUUCUUGACUCCGGAAAAUACGGUAUACUACAUUUUAGGCUGCAAUGGUACACCAACACAGAAGAAAGAGGAUCACUUGAAUGAAACAAGCUUGCAAUACAAUGUCAAACAUGAUACAAUCAAGGGGACAUUAUGUGUUCUCCAAAGUAUAUGAAUGCCACCAGUUGGCUAAUCCAAAGUAACUGUUUUUAUCUUCCCCUGGUCCCAAAAGAAGUUCAAGAUUGCUGCCAAGGUGAAAAACUGUAGUGUUACAAAAGCGAUACCUUUGAUGAUAUCUCCCUGGCCAGUACCUUUAAGCCAUGUGCUUUUUCAAGAGACCUGGACAUUAUAAUAAUGCCACUAAAAUCUAAAUAGUAAUCACUCACUUUAAAUUUGAUUUUAGUGUGGUCAAGGUCAUCAGAAAAUGCUGCAAAUGGGAAUAUUGCUGUUGUUUGUGCAAACCCCAGUGUAAAGUGUGAAACUGAAGAGAACCUCAAGCUAUUUUGGUAAUCAACAAACCCAAUACCCUUAUCCAAAUGGACCAUGACAAUGUUGUGGAUGGAUGAAGAAGCGGUAGCUGUGAUUCAGUCAGGUGUAGCCAGAGUCUCACUGAGGACUGAAAUCAAUGUAUUGCAAUCAGGGAAUGUUAUGUAAAGCACAACACUCUACAUCUUUGGAGGUUUAUUGGGGCCAACAUAAGACUUGUAUUAUUUUGUUUGUUUUUUAUAUUUAGUAGAUGGUAAUAAUUUUGCAUUUGAAUAAGGAAACAUGCUGAACAUGUGGUUUUGGAAACAAUGUGUCACAGUUGUGCUUGUCGACGUUGCGUUGCAACCCCAGGAUGCACAGAGCAGGAACAAAAUGCAGAUAAAAAGUAUUUUCUUUAAUGAUAAUUUGCUAUACAGCAGCAGAAAAUCAGCAACUGGCCAAACCAAACAAAUGAUAGACAAUGAACCAACAAAGGAAGGAGCACACACCUGAACUAAAUAGAUGGGAGUGAAAUUUGAAACAGGUGGGGGAGAUAGGAAAAGCAGGAAAACGGAAACAAGGCAAGAGAGGAAGUGAAUACAAAAAUAAGAGCAUCCAAGGAGAAACUAAACUAAAAAGAGAACAUAAACACACUGUCACGCAGGAACCAACACAGGUCGUGACACAAUGAGGCACUUGACCCACUUAAAUUUGAUAUACACAUAUAGUGUGUUUAAUAUAACCGUCAAGCUAAGCAAGCAGCAAGGUUUGCUAUGCAAAUGUGACGGGCAGGAAGUCUUUGGUAGUUGUCCAUUUCUCUGGAUAUCAGUUUCCAAUAGGUUACCUUUCUGUUAGAAAUGAGCCACCAUCUUUUCAUGGAAGACCCGAAUGAGAGCAGAAGGCACCAUUUGGGAGAUGAGGAGUCCUGGAACUGAAUGUAACUGUGGACGUGUCACAGACGUGUAGCAGGGGCAGUGAAUCAUAGCAAGGAUGUGUGUGUGUGCGUGUGUGUGUGUGUGUGUGUGAGAGAGAGAGUCUGUGGUGGCCUUUGAGAUAAUUUUGGCUGACAGAUUCUGAUAUGGAAGCAUUUUUGUUUCAUCAUAUAAUUAUAUAUUUCUGUGAAAUUCCCUAAAAUGUAAAUCAAUGUUGUUGUUUUUUUAAUCGAUUACUCUUUUCUAAUGAUACAUGUUUUACAUAAUCUGGGUGUGUACACAUUCUCCAAUCUGAAAGUCGAGCUAUAUCACUGUUAUGUACAAACGUCCUGGACUAAUGGGGGCAUUGCUAGUAUUUUGUGUGUAUGUAUGUGUGUGGAGUCCUGCCAGUUAAAUAAUGCUUUUAAUCAGCCAAUGGGCUUUUUAGGUCUUAACAUAAAUGCAGGCAGAAAAGAACGGGUGGUUUUAUGAUCCCUUUCCAUUAAUCUCUCAAAAGCUUUGACUGUGUUCACUGUUCUGUUGUGCUGCUUCCCAAUGUAGUCAGUGGUUAGAAUUGUUUAAGAAUAACUGGUAAAAAUGGCAACAGUAUUUUAUGAAAAACACUUAAUCUCCUUGAAAACAAGCCUGUGGUGAAAUAUGUAGGAGUGUAAAGCCUCAUGCUACACAAGUUCUCCUGAAUGUUGGCUAUGAACGCCAGUGCGUGGAGGCUUAUGCAAGGCAAAAUGUGGUCUGUGUGUGUUUGUGUCAAUGGAGGCUAGGUUUCUUCUCGUUCUGACCCUUGCAGUGGCAAGAGGAGUGACAAAAAGGGGGCUUCUGCCACCAUUAACAUCACUUUUUAUAACUACCAGACAGUGGAUGUUGGCUUGGGUGCAUUAAGUCGCAGCCGGUUGUUUUGUAACAGUGUACUAAAAAUACCAGGACAAUUACUUUAUAAUUAAAAUAUUGUUUGGCAGACAUGUGUUGGUAAACAGAAUCAGCGUGACAACACUAGUAUGCAGGCCUUAGGAGCUCCUAAUUUGUAAGUCCUCACUGGGUGCUUGUGUUGUAAAUCCAUAAGACACAUUCACAAUGCUGGUAGGUUUUUAUUCUUCAUAUUUCUUUUGCUCCUGUUAGAUAUUAUUACACCUUUACAUUUAGGCUGUUAGCCGCAGUCUAACAGCUUCUCAUAGAAGGCCUUUCUGACACAGACACACACUCCUGUAGCACAAUCAAAGUUGCACAACACUUACAGAUAACCAAUGAAAAAAUAGAUUUUCAUUUACAUGAACUUAACUCUUACGUGAACUUUUCACUCCUACACAAGCAUAAGUUUCACUUUCUAGAGGGGCGUGGCGACUGCUGUAAAGACUGUGUACUUUCACUCUGGGCUCCUCGUCAAUUUUCCUCAUUAACACUAUACUCCAGUAUAACUAACCAAAUGUAUUGCUCUUAUUUUUUAAUACAAAAACCGUGUGAUCAUUGUGAUCCUCAACUAUUUCCCUGACAGUAGUGCUGCGGCAAGAACCAUGAAUAUUUUUUUUUUUACACUUUUAUACUCCGAACAUAUGGAGCACAUGUGAACUACGCCACACAAAAAAAAUCAGAGUUUCAAUCAUGUGAAGAACAUCCUAAAUGUUAUUAUCAUUGUUAAUAUACCAGGUUCUGGUAUUAAAGGGUGUUUGUAAUGUCUUUUGGCAUGGUAGCCAUAUGUAUGCAUGAUAAUUAAGCUAAUACCAGCCUCUGUGGACACACAUGGGAGGUGGACACAUUCCAUAUGCUCCAGUGUCUGCCCACCACCCGCUUACAACCCUGAUCUGAGCAAUUGAGUUCAAGGAGAUGUAUGUAAUUGAGAGGGCAGGCAUGGCAUCUGACAGGCUCCGAUGACUCCCAUGAUUACUUUAAUCAGAGUGGUUAAUGGAAAUCCUUCAGGCAUGCAGAAAUGCGCAAAUGUUCAUCAGCACUCAACAGAUUCAUAGCCAAUGUCGCCGUUCCCAACUUAUGCAGCCGAUAUAUCCUUUUCAUGGUUCUGUUAAACAUUCACUGAUGGAUAAUCUGAAAUAAUUCUUACCACUUCCAAAUUGCAACAGAAUAUUACUAUAUUUGGCCAAAAUGUAGUAUUUCCAUCACAUUGUCUCUGAGCCUCUGAGUCCGAACCAAAUGUAGCCCUCAAGUUUUUUUAAUCGUAAUUGAGUUUCUGGUAUUUGUCGAAAGAUACGGUAUCUAUCCGAUAUUACCCCCUGCUUUCUUCGAUAAUUCAAAUGUCUUUUAAUAUUAAAAGACGGCAAUCUUCCAAUGUAGCCUCUUUGAUUUUUCUUCUGUAACAAGGUGUAAUAAGGUGCGAGCAUUAUGCCUUUUCUGCAACUAAUAGAAAAGAUUACAUAGUCAUUUUAUUUCUCCUGGUAUCAAUAUGUCUGUAAAACAAUAUGUCCUUCAACAACAAUGUAUGUACAUUCAACGCUUUCAUUGUUGAGCUCUCGUCAGACUUACUCCAAGGGCAGCACCGCGCAUUGCCAUGGUGACACCCCACACUCUAUGAGAGACCGGUCAUACAGGUGUUGAAUUGUGAAUUCAGCAUGUCACUUAUUAUUUACCCUGCAGGCUCAUUCAAUUUUCAUACGAAGAAUGAUGUGUUUACUUGUCGAAGCUGCCUCACACUUAGAUAUUCUGUUGUUAUUGCCAAAUUGGGCCUCUGUCGUGGUGUGUGAUGGCUUUGCAAAUGCAUCAUAAAGACCUGUAGGUGGGUGGCUUGUGUGUCUCAAGGCAGGGCCGACGCCACUCGGGCGAUUUACUGUAAGAUUUUGCUCGGUCUCUCUCUCUCUCUCUCUGAACAUGCACGACUUCUUCUCACCUACCCCCAUUUUGUUUCUAUCUCUGUUCUUUUCAAAGUGCGGCAAGGAUUGUGUGUCAGGAGUUAGAGUGCACGCUGGGUGAGCGUGCACAUAAUAAAACAGUGGGAGACAAGAGAAAGGCUUUGUCUCACUCGUUGGGUAGAUACUGUAUGUGUUAAAUAACUUGAGAAGGCAAACGAGUUUUCAACUUGAAUUUAAUGUCUUACUGCUUGAAUUGGGAUCGAGUGUGUUGGAUAAGAGUGCUUAGGUCCUGAAAUCAGCAAAGAGCAUUAGAAAUGUAUAGGUUGGUUCCUGUGAGGAUGUUCUUGUGGCAAUAGUGACGUUAAACUGUUUAGAAACUGAAGCGUUUUGAGAGUUUGGAUUUAAUACAAAUAAAAUCUAGAAAAAUAUUUUCCUGUCUAUGAAAGGACAGCAAUGGCAAGCGCUCCAGUUCACAUAUGCCGACACACCUUCAGGAUGAAGUGAGUACUGCAAGUACCUCGCAUAUGUCAUUUCUCUGUAUUACAUUGUCUGAAAAGCAAGAAUAAUGAUGUUAAACAUUAACUUUAAAGAUAUUACACAGGCUGUAGAAAGUCAUGGUGUAUAAUACAUGUUUCUGCAGCAUUAUUAUUGGGACAUUAUCAAACAGUAGUUGAGACGAGACGCUCUCUGUAGCCUGCCCUGUACAGGCACUUGAUCAGAAGAUGAAGUUACUGAGCAAGUUUUACUUAAAAAUAAGCUUUAAAUGAUUUGAAUCGUACAGAAAAUACAUUUAUAAUACAUUUACAUUUAUUUUAUGUUAUUGUUUUUGUUUUGUUUUUUUUUCAUCAUGCCUCUCCUUAUUGCAUGUCACUGGUUUCCACCAUAUUCUUCUUUCCACUGCCUCCUACUGGGGGAGUAAUAAGUGCAUAUCCUGCACUUACAAAUCAGAUAGUUCCUCCCCUAGUAAGUAUAAAUAAAAUAUAUAUGCUUCUAAAGCAAGGAUCAUAUGCAUCUGAUCUGAUUUGCCAUGCUGAAGUGUGCCAACAGGAGGAGUUAGCAGCAAAUCAAACCACAAGAGAUUUCUAACUCAUCUAACUGUCUUGACGUGAUUAUAAACCUUGUAUAAAUGUGUGGGGUAUCGUGGGAGUAUAUGUGCUUAUUGAAUUAUAGCUAAAUUAAACCAUUAGCGAGGAGGAAUUAAUCUAACCCACUGGAAAACUCCAUGUGACUGCGCUCAUAGGUUUGAAUUCAUCACAGGUUUUUUGAAGGGCAAGUCAAGAUUAUUAUUAAUGUUAUUUUUCUGUCUGUCCGCACGUACCCCUGUGACUGAUAGGUGACCAGUCCAGGGUGUAAUAUGAAUUUAUUCAAUUUGGAAGGAUAAUAAUGACAUUUUCAGCAGACGAUUGCCGUGCUUCAUAUUUAAAACUGGCCACACGGUGGACGAGUGGUUAGCAUGUUAGCACACAGUCUGGAGAUCAGGAAGACUAAGGUUUGAAUCUCUGUGUGUAGCAUCUCUGUGUGGAGUUUGCAUGUUUGUCCUCUGGGUACUCCGGGUACUCCAGGUACUCCAGGUACUCCGGUUUCCUCCCACAUUCCAAAAACAUACAUGUUAUUUUAAUUGGCAUUUCCAAAUUGUCCAUAGGCAUGAGUGUAAAUGGUUGUUUGUCUAUAUGUGCCCUGCCAUUGGCUGGCGACCAGUCCAGGGUGUACUCCGCCUCUCAUCCAAAGACAGGUGGGAUAGGCUCCAGCAUACGCUAGUGGUAUAAGGGCCAUAGAAUAUAGAUGGAAUAAUAUAAGAAUAGAAUAUAGAUAUUUCAAACUGGCAAUGUUACAGUAGCAAUAAGUAGUAAUAUGACCUUAAAAUGAAAGUGCCAAAAUGAUUUCAGUGGUACACUGUUGUUGCUAUGGUGACCAAUCUACUAGUAUUUCAGGGGUCUAUAAUAGUGGUGAGUCAGCUCUGACACCUCCUGCAUUGUGUUAACACAUUUGCUUUGCACCAAAAUUAACAGAAAAUGUUUGUCUUAAAAGUCAAGUAGGCACUACUUCACAACUGCGGGACAGUUCUGGAGCAACCCCGGUUUUAAUGUGACAUGCUAGAGUAUUAACGUCCAUUUAACAGAAUCACAUGCCCAUGAAACUAUUACGUGCAAAUGCAUUCAUACUUGGUCUUUCUUUGGCAAAAGAACACCAGCAGUGUUGACAAUCAAAGCUCCUCGCCACUUCCAUGCACCUGUGUCAUCCAGUUUGGCGUUUGUUAAAUAAAUCAUUAUCCCAUCAAGAUGCUGCUUUGCCGCUGCUAUUGGCUCCACUCAUCCUAGCGCAUUUGCUUUUCCCACUUAACGCUUUCGCUGCCACUACCAACGCCCUGCAUUUACUUCUCAUUCAACAUGAUUAAAUUAAUUAUUCAUAUCAAGAUAAUAGCAUGCCACUGUGCCUUAAACAUCCAUUUGUGUUGAAAAUUGUGCUUAUAACUUUUAAAUGGGAACGCGACUUCAAAUAAGCAUAAUCUUUUCAUUGCUUUUUAGUAAAUUGGGGUCCCAGUAGGUUCACACUUAAUUUGAAAAUUAAAAUAAUAAAUGUGUGCUCUUUAGAUUAGUUGUGUAACGAUAAUUAAGAUAGGGUCGGUUGUAUAGUGUAAAAAAAAUCAUAUAUUUUUUGUACCUUUCAAGCUGUUUUCAGAUGUAGCACUUCAGUGAAACUCAUUAUUGCUUCCCAGACAGAACAUGUUGGUGAUGAAAAGCCUUUUUAUUUAGUGCAACAAAACAGAUGCACAAUAUAUACACUGUAUGCGGGACUCAUCACCACAGUGUCACUGAAAGGUGAUGGUCAUGUGAAUGGCUUAGUUUCGUUUUAAUUAUUUAUUUAUCUAUUGACCUUUUCAAACGUGUUAGCAUGCAUUUGUUGCAAUCAGAGGUGUAUUUUUGUUCAGGCAUGAUCAGUUAAGCGGUUUGUUCAUGCAUUCCCACCAUUACUCUGUGGGAUUUAUAUGCACUUUAAUCCAGAAGAACAUUUGUAAGAUUCUAAGCACAGAUUUGUCCAAAAUGUCUUAAAAAGCCAAGAUUGAAUGAAUAAGUGUCUUGCUCAAACAGCUUGAAUAAAUAUUUCUACAUCCCAACAAUUUGUCCGUGAAGCAUACAUUAGUGCAAGUAUGCACUUAGUUAGCUUUUUAAAAGUGACAGUGUGACUGAUGAGUGACCUUGCCACCCUUUUGUCAACCGUACAAGCUGAAGGUCCUGAACUAAACUGCUUUGUCUGUGCACAAAGUCAUGGAAAAAAGGGGGUGGUUGUAUUGAUCUUUUGUUCCUUAGGGCUAAUUAUCCACUCUGCCACGAGUUCCUGUUAUUGAUGUUCUGCCCCUCUUCCCUUCUCAUCAUGCCAAUGGCUUAUGCUUAAAAACUCUAUGGAUUGCACCCCCCCAAGCCAUCCCCCGCCCCAGUCAUUUUCCACCUUCAAGCUGAAUAAACAGCAUAAGCUACUUUGGAGGGACAAACAUUUCAGGCUAUUAGCCAAUGAGCUCACUCAGAUGAGAUGAAAUAAAUGUAUACAAAUCGGUGAUGCUGAAUGACAAUUAAUGAAGACAUUUAUAAUAAGUCACAUGCAUUUCAAUAACACAACUAAAAGGAUUGUAUACAAAAUGGAAUGCAACAUGGUCAUCAUCCUUGACACAACCUUCUCCAUGAUCAACUGGCUGACAUGACAAAUCACAGAAAGGUAUAUUUUGACACUUUACUUUUAUCCUUAAAUGCUUUUUGGGACAGUCUAGUGAUCAUUUAAUAUGGGCCUGGUUGUUAUUAAAACAAGUGUCCCACUGGAGAGCAGUUCGCAAAAAACAAACAAAGCCGGGCUGACACACUUUUCCUCACGUCGCAUCGUCUCUUGCCUCUUUCACCCAUCACUAUGCUAGAGGAGUGAUUGAUUUACUUUUCUCUGCAAGUGAUGAUAAGAGGAAAACUCAUUAAUGCGGCUGCUAUGACAUACUAAAGGGUGCGUGCAACACGCUUACACUCCUCAGUUCUGCCCUUUGAAUACUCAUACAGCAUAAACAGCCUCAUCAAAGUGGGAGAGGAAAACUUUUAUUCCAACAAAACUUUGCUUCUUUACAGCAAAUUGUUUUUUUUUGGUUACAGAUAGUAUUUGUAGUAUGACAUUUUUUUAUGCAUACAAGGCAUCUUUGAGCAAACUCCCACUAUCAUUGCCGGGCCGAGUGUUCUGGUUUUCCCUAAUUAAAAUACGGUCACCCUAUAUUAUCAAAAAAUGCCAUAUUUCCACUACGUAUAACUGUUCACUUCAUCUUAGCCUUGUUCGGUUUGUGACGGUAAACCCUGAUCUGGUUUGGUGUGUGUGGACGAGAUGAUGAUCGCUGCAUCAAAGAUAGGCUUCAGUCAGUGCUAUAAAUAACAAUAUUUUAAUGCCCUGCUUUUGCAGCCGGUGUUAGGUCUAAUCGUCCCCAGACAUAUUUGCCAAGAUUCAUCUCUUGACUUGAAUCCAUCUCUGAAUAUAGCUUCCAUUAAAGCCUGAGCUUCAGCCCAGUGGCAGACAAUGGCUGAUGUUCGCUUGCUCACUCUGCGAUUUCUCCCGCUGAGAUAACUGCGACCAGAUUAUCAUAUAUCUUCUUUUAAAAAAAGCAUCACAUGAAUGGCCUCCAUUGUCAGGGACAGUCCUGUAUCUGUCAGUCGAGUAAUUUCAUGCAAAUCCUUUGAGUUGAGUCAGUUUGAAUUCAUGGCGUGGAGGUAAUUUACUGGGCAACGCGCCACAAAGACUGUCUAUUGAGAUCUCACGACAAACACGCUGAAUGCUAAUCAGGCGGCGACGUCCAUUGAGGUGACAUGUGUUAUAAUUUUGCACAAGCUGAGAAAAUCGGAAGUAAGUUGGACAUAUGUACUCAGAUAAUACACACUCAAAUAUAUACUACAGAAAUUUGCACUGCUUUUUUCACAUUCAUGUCCUUGGAAAGUUGGAAUGCAAGCAUAACUCUACAGUGGCAGACGGUGCAUUUGGUAUGUGGGUCUUCAGUGUUAAGCAACCUAAUCCACAUCUUAAUACCACCUCUAUCACAACGCCAUUAUACAAACCAUCAAUAAUGUAUAAAACUGCAAUGUUUUACUUUACAGAAUUGGGGAUUAAUACCAUUAUUACUGAAGCAAGUUAACCCAUUAUUUUUGAAUACGCCAUAUCGAAACAACUCCGGCCCUCUACACUACAAUAGUAUAUGGAAUAAUUCAGAAUCAAUUUCUAGUAACAUGACAAAGGAAAACACUCACCAAAAUAUGCUACUUACAAGCUACCGAUCGUUGAUAGACCUAUCCUUAGAUUGUCUAGCAAAUUGAUACAGGCUCUUCUUUAUUGACCAAUAAGGCAAGCAACGUUUCGUUUGUAUUACCUCUCGCAACUGUUUGUCAAACUGCACUUUGUUUUGCUCUGAUCAACCAAUCAGAGGAUGAAAAAAUUUAGAUUUUAGCGUAGGCUUCUUGUCGCCAAGGUUCAACUAAUGGACGUACUCUUCUCCCCAGAACCCUGCAAUAGACUCUCCCAGUGAGGCUGUGUAGUGUAAUCCCUAUAGUUGGAACACACCCUCCGGUCACCCUCCUUAAAAAGAGGGACCACCACCCCGGUCUACCAAUCCAAAGGUUUUGUUCCCGGCUUCCAUGCAAUGUUGAAGAGCCAAAACAGUCCCUCAACAUUCAGAGCCUUGAGGCUUGAGCCUUAUAUCUGAGUGUGAAGCUUCUUGGAUGAGAGUAUGAUCCUCCAAAUCAAAGGCCAUGGUUCUCAGACGGAAAAGGGUGGAGUGCUCUCUCGAGGUUGGGAUUGAGGUCCUACCGCAGGUGGAGGAGUUCAAGUAUUUUGGGGUCUUGUUCACGAGAGAGGGAAAGUGUGAGGUCGAUAGGCCGAUCGGUACAGCGUCUCUAGUAAUGCGGUCGCUAUACCAGACCGCCAUGGUGAAAAGAGAGCUGAGCCGUAAGACAAAGCUCUCAAUUUACCGGUCGCUCUAUGUUCCCAAACUCGCCCAUGGUCAUGAGCUUUGGGUCGUGACCGAAAGAACGAGAUCAAGCGGCUGGAAUGAGUUCCCUCCUUAGGGUAGCUGGACUCACUCAAAGAGAUAGAGGGAGGAGCUCAGUCAUCCAGGAGAGGCUCAGAGUAGAGCCGCUUCUCCUUCAAUCAACAUGCAUAUAUUCAUUGGGUUGGUCACUUCGUUCCAGCCCCACCUCACUCCACACUAUUGAAUUUCACUUCUGCUCACAGAUUGAUCAUUUCAGUGUUUUAAACUUGAUCUAAUUGCUUUAAAAAAAAUCUCUCUGAAUGUGAUGUAGUGUGUGUGAUUUUAACUUAACAGCAAUAGCUAGACUGAUGGUAGGAAUCAACGUGGUUGCUGGAGAGGCGCCAGUUGGUGUCUUAUGCCUCAAGGCAAGGCACUGGACCAACCAACUGCUUGGUGAUUUCAUUGUGCAGCCGCCUCACUGUAACAUUUCCACAUUAUCUCUGUAUAUAUCCAUAGGAUUGUAUUGUGUUUGAAUUUAUGGUUGGUUGGGCAAAUAUGUGAAUCAUUACAGUGCAUUUCUUACAUCAAUCAAAAUAUAACUUUCCAUUAUUUACAUUUGUAUUCAACUAUCUGAUCCCAAGCCCAAAAGGAGUAGGCUGAAGCAAAAGCUUAUAAAUGUCUACCCCUUUUUGCAGGAUAUAAUCAUGUUCAUGCCACUGUCUUGUUUCCCCUGUUAUUAUUAUCAUCAUUAAUAUUAUUAUUAUUAUUAUCAUUAUCAUUAUUGUUAUAAUCUUUAUCAUUAUUACCAUCAUUAUAAUCAUCAUUAAUAUUACCAUUUUCAUCAUUAUAGUUAAACAUUUUGUGAUUUUUUAUUUUUAAUUAUCUAAUUUUACAGACUUCAUUGCUUCUUGUAGAGUGUAGAGAUUUCAUCUGUUAUUUUCUGAAAUCCGCAGUCUUUGUGUGUCAAUUUAUUAGCCCACUUUUUUGUGACAUUUACUUAUUUUCUGGAUUGCAUGUGCCUAAUCUUGUGCAUUAAAAAACAAGAACUUGAGACUGUGUCUGGACAGGUGACCAACCCAAACAUCAGUUUCUUCCUGUUAAACCCUACCUGAGGUUUUUAGACGUGUUUAUUAGUUUGUGUGUGUCUAGUCUAGUGCAUUAGGAAGCAAGGUUUUAGGUCUGUGCUCAAACCAAUUUUUGAAGCUAUGAUGUCUUGCUGUCCCUUAUUACUAUUUUUUGUAAAGUAAUAAUUAAUAAUAAUUAAUGAUAAUAAUAAUGAUAAUCACUAUCUCUAUAUUUAUGCAUGUUAGCCUAGGUACCUCUAACAAUUUAUAGUUACAAAGGUAUUAAGGUAAUAUUCUUACAUAUCUCAUAUCAGUCAAUCAGAGAUUCCAGCAGAGAUGACAAGACAGUAGAAUGAUCACUAUUAAAAUACCAUUCCCACUUAUAUUUAUAAUCAGACACUUAGCUUGUACUGUGUCACAUUUCAUUGAAUUUACAACUAAAUUAAAUUCAGUAGUGCCACCAAUGUAGACAGUUCCCCCCCGGGGAAAAAAUAUAUACAUUUAUAUAUACACAUACAUAUACACAUACACACACACACACAUAUAUAUAUAUAUGUAUAUAUAC
Doryrhamphus excisus (bluestripe pipefish) is the source of this 16656-nucleotide messenger RNA. It is a transcript of the gene slitrk5, whose product is annotated as SLIT and NTRK like family member 5. The record is from RefSeq and is a predicted model, not a curated record. NCBI's taxonomy places the organism in Eukaryota, Metazoa, Chordata, Actinopteri, Syngnathiformes, Syngnathidae. Gene Ontology annotation, molecular function: protein binding. Gene Ontology annotation, biological process: positive regulation of synapse assembly; axonogenesis.